Messenger RNA from Cuscuta epithymum, 1062 nucleotides. NCBI's taxonomy places the organism in Eukaryota, Viridiplantae, Streptophyta, Magnoliopsida, Solanales, Convolvulaceae. The record is from the annotation of a GenBank genome assembly.
AAAACUCAUUACAAAGGAGCAUCCGAACUGGCCGAGCACAGUUCCAAACAGCCCCUUACAAAGGUGCAUCCGACUGGCCGAGCAGAGAGGAUCAACAUCAACUCGCCCUCAUCGACGAAAGCCAAGUCGCCAACGAGCGACGUUUGGCCGCCCUGCCCCUUCUCAGUGUUCAACGCUUCAAUCUUCGGGUGCGUUGCACGGCCUGCACUUCUGUCAAUUCUGUGGACCCGCGGUUCUGCCCCUUCCUCCCCUCUCGCCUUCUGACCAGGGGGUUUUGAACACAAAGAAUUUAGCUUCUAGCUUGUGUUGAAUGAGUAUAUAAAGCUACAUAAAGUUUCUUUCCAUGGCGUGGAGGGGAUUGCUUUCUCUCAACACAAAAAGAUUUGCGAUAUCUUCAAAUGCUGCAGUAUCAUCCUGCGGAAGUUCUGUUAAUUUCUCUUCCAAAUCCCAUCAGUAUUUGGUAAAGGUGGGGAUUCCAGAGUUCUUGAACGGAGUGGGGAAAGGAGUGGAGGCCCAUGUGGAUAAGCUUGAAUCUGAGAUUGGAGAUUUCCAGAAGCUUCUAGUUACUCGAACCUUAAGACUCAAGCGUCUUGGCGUUCCAGUAAAGCAUAGAAAGCUGAUUCUGAAGUAUGCUCACAAAUACAGACUAGGACUUUGGAGGCCUGUAGCUGAGCCCGUGAAAACAUAGUGGCACUAAGAUAUCACAAUCUGUGCAUUCAGUUUCAUAACUUAUGUGGUUCACUCCUGCAUUUUCCUGAUUUUCUUUGAAGUGUUUUUAGUAGUAAAUUUGGAUACUGACCGUCAUUUUCUUCCCAAUUAUACGAUGAUGCAAAAUGUGGUAUUUCGACCCUUGAUAAGGUUGUGGUUUUACUACUGUUGUUCUGGUUUCGGUUGACUGCAAUUUGUUUUACCUAAACACCUAUUACUGUCUUUAUCCAUUAUUUUUACGCCAUGCCUUGUUUUCAUGAUACUGAAGCUGAUCACAAAUCAUUUAGGAUUUGCGCUUGUGAAGUUAUUUUCCUCGAAUGAAAAAAAUAGUUGAAUUCACUGAAGUAACUACUU